AUGACGUUGGAUAAUCGGCCGAGAGCAGUGCUGUUGGAGGAGAUGGACUCGGACUUCGAUUCGGUUCCAGUGGUCAUGGAAUAUUUCAGGGUCCUGGAUGUAAAGGGUGUUCGGGACUUCAUAUGGAGGGAGGAUAGCUGUAUUGUGCGCUUCGAGAGCCGAUGGGCUGCUGAAGAGUUCGUUAAGCAAUCGACUAAAUUCCCUUUUAAAUGUUCCUAUCUAGCUAACGAGACAGCGGAUGCAGCGGCUAAGGUGACGGAGCCAAUGCAGCCUCUUCCUCCUGGUGCUGGUGCAGUGAUUGGCGCCGAGGUCCCAGAGGAUGAUGAACAGCCUGUUGGACAAGUUGCUGAUGGGGAAGGGAAGCAACAGGUGGUGGCUGAGGAGGAGGAGGAAGUGGAGGUGAUGGAGGUUGGAGAAGAAGAGGAUAGACCA
This is a messenger RNA of Perkinsus marinus ATCC 50983, 432 nucleotides long. RefSeq lists its product as hypothetical. The transcript is spliced from 4 exons. NCBI's taxonomy places the organism in Eukaryota, Perkinsozoa, Perkinsida, Perkinsidae. The record is from RefSeq and is a predicted model, not a curated record. The annotation marks the transcript as partial.